Messenger RNA from Magallana angulata, 3378 nucleotides. RefSeq lists its product as uncharacterized. The record is from RefSeq and is a predicted model, not a curated record. Gene Ontology annotation, biological process: regulation of translational initiation. NCBI's taxonomy places the organism in Eukaryota, Metazoa, Mollusca, Bivalvia, Ostreida, Ostreidae. Bases 163 to 1389 code for a protein of 408 amino acids. The transcript has a single exon. Gene Ontology annotation, cellular component: cytoplasm.
GAAUGGCCACGUAAAUUUGACCGGACAAAUUUUAGCCGAAAAAGUGUGAUUUCCAGUGGCAAUUUACUUGGGAUUUUACAGAAUUCCUAUUCGUAAGUUAUGAACAUCUUCGGAUAAAGUUUUUGACAAUUUUGAAUAUUGAAAAGACGUUUAUUUGUGAAAAUGUCAACAAACCAACAACAACAAAGGGUCACUAAAAAAUCCGAACAGUGUUCACUGAGUUCAUCGAGCCAGGUAAACAAAGAUGUAAACAAAAGUAUUCAGGAGUUACAAACUUCGAUAAACAAUUUAAAGCACAAACUCUUUAGGUAUGAAUCUUUGGUUGACGAUGUUACCAAAAUAAAAUCUAUAAUCGAAGAUGAGGAUUCUGGGGUAGUCAAAUCACUAAAAUAUGUGUCCGAACAAUCGGAAUGCAAUUACGAUGAGAUUCACUCUAUUCGUUCUGAAAAUGCGCAACUUCGAGGUGAAGUCGAUUUAUUACGUGCGAUGAUUAUCAAGAUGGAUCGAAAGAUGGGCCACCUCGAACAUGAAGUAACAGAUUUACGUUCUCGUUCAAUGCGAGAUAACAUUUUGAUUCAUAAUUUUGCUUACACCCCCGGCGAGAACUUAUCAGAAAGCAUUCCUCAGUUAAUUCAUGAAGUUUUAGGGGUGCAUGUCUCGUUUGUUCGUAUUCACAGGAACAGUGUAAAGGGCAUGAUGAACUCCAGACCAGUGUCAAUAACCGCAAAAUUGGUAGACAGAAGCAAGAAAGACGAGAUUCUGCAAGCACAGAAAGCUAAGAAACUACAAAGGGUUAAAUUACCAUUCUUUAUAACAUCCCAAGACCCACCUGUAGUGCUUGAAGAGCGCAAAAGGUUAUAUGCCAUCUCAGAUUCUCUCCGGGAGCAAAAAAUUAAGUCAAAGGUGGAACGAGGGCGGUUGAUCCUACCCAGUGGGGAAUAUUACCGAGAUCCUGUUCCAAAGAUUGAGACGGCGGAUGCCUUGCAGCUAACACCAGACGCGAUUGAUGCCCUACAACUACCCACACAUUCAACGCAGCCUACUAAACUUAAGGGUUCCGAAAUUUUGGCAACGGGUGUAAAAGUUAGCUCGGUGGAAGAGGUCCAGGACCUGUACAGAAAGGUGUGUGUUGAUCCAUAUUCUGCGGCGGCGGAUCACCGUAUUCUGGUCUAUAGGUUUGUGGAUUCUGCGGGGAAAAAUCAUGAAAGUUUCUGGGAUGACGGGGAGCACGGUGCCGGCCGACGCCUUCUACAAUACAUGAAAACAAAUCAAAUAAACAACGUGGGUGUGGUCAUUACGCGCUGGAGUGGCCCCAGACACCUUGGUCCGGACCGCUGGCGAAUCAUGGAGGAACACUUGUGUGAGGUAGCCAAUACUCUGGAUGGGUGAACUUGUUAUUUCAUAUGGUUAAAAUACAACCCAACCAAUACAAUGACAAGGAAUAACUAUUACAUAUAUGUAAUUUGUAAAUAUCGUUAAAUUUAAGAGUUUUUUCAUUGUUUCCUUAAACUCCUUUUUUCAUUUAUUUAUUUAUAUAUUUAUUAAUUAUUUUUUUUAUUUAUUUAUUUAUUUUCAUAAUUAUUUAUUUUUUUCAUCUACCUUAGUAUUAUUUAUUAAUUUAUUUUCUUUUUUAUUUAUCUUUUUAUGCUACCUUUAGUACGCCGGAAAUAUUUUGUCUAUUGUCGUCAACUUUCAUUUUAUAUUUCCCUUCUCUUUGUAUAAUUACCCGGUGUUAUUUUUUUUUUCUUUAUAAAGUUCGAAUUAAAACAUUUUCUGAAGUAAUUCGCAUACAUCUCAGCAAUUCUAUUUACCUAUUUAUUUUUUAAAAUAUAUUAAUUAUUUAUUUAUAUCUCUUUUUGUGUUACCUAAGUACGCCGGAAAUAUUCUGUCUACUAUCGUCAAUUUAAUAUUCUGUAUUUUCCUUUUCGUUACAAUUGUCCGGUGUAGUGUCGCUGAGUGAUAUGGUCGAGGUAUUUUGGCGUGUUUUUUCUUUUUCGGCUAAAAAAUACCAAAUACUAUAUAGAAUAUGCACUCAUAUCCUCAGAAACUAAUCAUACUCUUCUCUUUCCUCUCUUUCUUUCCCUCUCUUUCUUUUCAUGUUACUGAAAUGAGACUAAUCCUGGAAAAUAUACACCUAGGAAAGGCAGAUCUACGAGCCGAUAAUUUGCAUAUAUAUUUGCCCAGUCUGUGUUUACAGAUCUUAAUGAAAUAUACUAAUAAACCUGUAAUUAAUAAUGGCUGAAAUUAAAAUCAUUUCGGUUAAUUGUCAAGGAUUAAAUGAUGCUAAGAAAAGAAAAGAUAUUUUUCAAUUCUAUAGACAACAAAAAUGUAAUAUCUUAUGUUUAGUAGACACACAUUUUACUGAGGAGAUGGAACAAGAUAUUAGAAACGAAUGGGGUUAUGAGGCUUGUUUUAAUUCCUUUUCUUCGAAAUCGAGAGGAGUUGCUAUUCUCUUUAAUAACAAUUUUGAUUUCAAAAUACAUGAGCAAAUCAAAGUAGAGAAUACAGGGAAUUUUUUGGCACUUAGUAUCUCAAUAGAGAAUAAAAAGUUAAGCUUAGUAUGUUUGUAUGGACCUAAUGAGGAUUCUCCAGAAUUUUACCAGAAUUUGAGCAAUAUUGUUAACAAAUUACAAAACGAUGAGAUGAUUAUUGUUGGAGAUUUUAAUUUGGUAUUAGAUACAAGUCAAGAUUAUUAUAAUUACUUACAUGUUAAUAAUCCGAAAGCGAGGGAAAUGGUCUUAGAGCAUAUGAUGUCUUACAGUUUAGUAGAUAUAUAUAGAGAAUUUCAUCCAUAUGACAAGAGGUAUACUUGGAGAAAACCUACACCUCUGAAACAAGCACGUCUAGACUUUUUUCUUAUUUCAGCUUCACUUAUAAAAGAAGUUAGAAAUAGUGAUAUCAUGAUAAGCUAUAGAUCAGAUCAUUCUCCUGUUUUUAUCUCUUUAAAGUUUAAUGAUUUUAAACAUGGUAGUGGCCUUUGGAAAUUUAACAACUCCCUUUUAAAAGAUUUAGAGUAUGUGCAAAGUAUUAACUGUCAUAUUAAUCAAAUUAAAAUCCAAUAUGCAGUUCCAGUGUACAAAAAAGAGUCUAUUCUAGAUAUUCCAGAUUCUGAAAUCCAAUUUACAAUUAACGACCAGCUUUUUUUGGAGACACUGUUGAUGGAAAUUAGAUCAAAAACUAUCUCAUAUGCAAGCUAUUUAAAAAAGCAAAGGACAGAAAAGGAAAAGGGGUUACUAGAAGAGCUUUUAGAAUUGGAAAAGGAAUAUGAAAAACAUAUAGAUAAAAUAAAUGAAAAGAAAAAAGAAUUAGAAAAUAUAAGAAACUAUAAGGUCAUGGGUAGUUUGGUGCGUUCACGCUCUAAAUGGAUAAAUGAGGGAG